Molecule: messenger RNA, 1611 nt
Organism: Poecile atricapillus (Black-capped chickadee)
Lineage: Eukaryota; Metazoa; Chordata; Aves; Passeriformes; Paridae
Product: G protein-coupled receptor kinase 1-like
Exons: 9
Coding region: 1-1596 (531 amino acids)
Biological process (GO): regulation of axonogenesis; protein phosphorylation; regulation of actin cytoskeleton organization
Cellular component (GO): cytoplasm
Molecular function (GO): protein serine/threonine kinase activity; ATP binding
Source: RefSeq, a predicted model, not a curated record
AUGGUGACGGGGAUCGGGGGCUCCUUGUUGCGUUUUGUCUUCCUGGCACUGGGGCUUGGCUUCUACCUGAGCAAGAAUGGCACCAAAGCAGAAUCAGCUCCUCCUCUGGCUCCCUCUGCUUGCAAAGAGGAGGCCAAAGAGGAGGAAGAGAGCAGUGAACUUCCCACUGUUCUGGGAGACGAGGGCGAACACCCCGCGGUUUGGGAAUACAACGAUGAGGCUCCCGCGGUGUGUGACAAGGACAGUGGACAUCUCCCGGUGUGGGAUGAGGAUGGUGGAUGUCCCCUGAAGUGGGAUGAGAAUGGCCAAGCUCCCAUGGCAAGUGACGAGGAUGACGGCAAUCUCCCAGUGUGGGAUGAGGACAGAGGACAUCCUGUGGCUUGGGAAGAGGAGGGAGAACAUCUUCCAGCAUGGGAAGUCGACGGAGAACAUCCCGCGGCUUGGAAAGAUGAUGGUGAACAUGCAGCAUUUUGGGAAGAGGACGAGGAGCCUGCACUGCUUUGGGAAGAGGAUGAGGAACCUCCCUCUGCUCCUGAAGAGGACACUGAAGCUCCCUGUGCUGCAGGAUCCUGGGCUGAACAUUCUGACAGCAGCACAGCCCUGCAGCCAGAGGGGAGCGGGGAGUGGAGCCUGAUGCAGCUGGAGGGCUGGUGGCUGCUGUGCUGUUGUUUGAAGGGUGGAUGCACUCGGGUGUUUUGUGAACGCUGCAGGCAGCAGAGAUCUCCUGUCUGGGCUGGCUUUCACUGCCAGGGCCUAAAGCUCUGCUUCUUUCUUCUCUGCUGUUUUGUCUCCAGGGCUUUUGGAACCGUUUCCAAAGGACUCGACAGGGCCACUGGAGGAGAGGUGGCCAUCAAGAAAAUGAGUCUCAGAGGGCAGAACAGGGAACGAGCUGUGAAUGAGGUCGUGGUCCUGAAGGACAAGAAGAACCCCAACAUUGUCAACUCUUUGGACAGCUUCCUUGUUGAUGGAGAUCUCUGGCUGGUGAUGGAAUACAUGGAUGGAGGAACUUUGCAGGACGUUGUCAGACAGACACGCAUGGCUGAAGGAGAGAUGGCAGCUGUCAGUCAGGAGUGUCUGCAGGGCCUGGAUUUCCUCCAUUCCAUCCGGGUGAUCCACAGAGAUCUGAAGAGCUCCAACAUCCUUCUGGGAAUGGACGGCUCUGUCAAGCUGGCUGAUUUUGGCCUCUGUGCUCAGCUCAGCCCUGAGCAGGACCAGUGCAGCUCCAUGGUGGGCACUGCUCACUGGAUGGCCCCAGAAGUUGUGACCAGUUUUCCUUACGGCCCCAAGGUGGACAUCUGGUCCUCUGGCAUUGUGACCAUCGAGAUGGUGGAAGGAGAACCUCCUUACUUCCAGCAAACGGGGGCCAUGGCUCGCGCUCUGAUCCGGCAGAACGGGACCCCGCAGCUGCAGGAGCCCAGGCGCCUGUCGGCUCUGCUGCGGGACUUCCUCGAGUGCAGCCUGGAGCCGGACGAGGAGCGGCGCUACUCUGCCCAGGAGCUGCUGCAGCACCCAUUUUUGUCAUCAGCCAAGCCUCUCUCCAGCCUGACCCCUCUGAUCACUGCAGCAAAGCAACUGAGGGAGCAGAGGAGGAGAUGAAGCACAGGAGGACAG